AGUUAAAUGUUCACUUCAGUCUGUGCAAAGAAUGGGAGCCCUAGGUGAUGCUAGCCUGUUCUCCCCCUGGGAUUAUGUUGUGUUUGCUGCAGUCUUGCUCAUCUCUGCAGUUAUUGGGAUCUAUUAUGCAUUUGCUGGAAGAAGGAAAAACACAUCCCAAGAAUUCCUGACUGGAGGGAGAAGCAUGAGUGCUUUGCCAGUGGCCCUGUCUCUUACUGCCAGCUUCAUGUCUGCAGUGACAGUUCUGGGCACUCCUGCUGAUGUCUAUCGCUUUGGUGCAAUAUACAGCAUGUUUGCCUUUUCUUAUGUCUUUGUUGUUAUCAUCUGUGCAGAGAUCUUCCUUCCUGUCUUUUACAGACUGAACAUUACAAGUACAUAUGAGUAUUUAGAACUUCGCUUUAAUAAAUGUGUGCGGAUCCUGGGAACAGUCAUUUUUAUUAUAGAAAUGGUUUUAUAUACUGGUAUUGUGAUCUAUGCUCCUGCACUUGCACUGAAUCAAGUUUCAGGAUUUAACCUGUGGGGAGCCAUGACAGCUACAGGGCUGGUCUGCACUUUCUACUGUACUCUGGGCGGCAUAAAAGCUGUAAUAUGGACAGAUGUGUUCCAGAUAGUGAUAAUGGUGGCAGGUUUUAUUGCCGUUAUUAUCCGAGGAGUGGUUGUUCAAGGAGGAAUACAGACAAUAAUAAAUGAUUCCUACUAUGGAGGGAGAUUAAAUUUCUGGGAUUUUGAUCCUCAACCUUUGAGAAGACAUACAUUUUGGACAAUCGUCAUUGGGGGAACAUUUUUAUGGGUUGGAAUCUAUGGUGUUAAUCAGUCUCAAGUACAAAGAUAUAUCUCCUGUAAAACUAAAGGCCAAGCAAAACUCUCCCUGUAUAUAAACCUUAUCGGAUUAAUGAUUAUUUUGGCCUGUGCUGUCCUGUGUGGCCUUAUUCUGUAUUCGGUAUAUAAAGACUGCGAUCCAUGGACAUCACAGAUUAUAUCAGCUCCAGAUCAGCUUAUGCCAUACCUUGUGCUAGAUAUUCUUCAGGGCUAUCCAGGAGUACCAGGCCUGUUUGUAGCAUGUGCUUACAGUGGCACACUAAGUACUGUAUCAUCCAGUAUCAACGCAUUAGCUGCUGUUACAGUUGAAGAUCUAAUUAAGCCUUAUACACAUCUUUCAGAAAAUAAAUUAUCUUGGAUAUCAAAAGGAAUGAGUGCACUUUAUGGGAUACUUUGCAUUGCAAUGGCAGCUGUAGCAUCUUUUAUGGGAAGUGUCAUACAGGCAGCAUUAUCUAUAUUUGCCAUGGUCGGGGGUCCUCUGCUUGGACUUUUUUCCCUAGGACUGUUUUUCCCUUUUUGCAAUUCAGUGGGUGCAAUUGUAGGGCUUCUCUUUGGGUUUUCAAUGUCUCUGUGGGCUGGAAUUGGUGCCCAAAUUUACCCUCCUUUACCAGAGAGAAGUAGGCCUUUACCACUUUCUAUAGCAGGCUGCAAUUUCAGCACCAUGGACACCAACUGGACAUCAAUGACAACAGAACCCACCAUGGCCAUGGUAACCAACCUGAUACCAUUGGACACCAGUGAAAGGCCUGUACUAGCUGAUUAUUGGUAUUCGCUAUCGUAUUUGUAUUUUAGCACACUAGGAACCAUUGUAACCAUAUUAGUGGGUGUUAUAGUCAGUCUAAUGUCAGGCGGGCUAAAACAAAGCAUAAAUCAUGAUUACCUCUUUGGAAGACAGGAUUUCUCCUGUGACAUCUUUUCAUGCAGAAAAUCAGAAAAAGAUGCCAAGGAUCUGUGGCCAAAACCUAAUCCUUACCAAGGUCAUGAAAACCCAUCAUUUGUCAAAGAUGAUAUAAGCCUCUCAGAACUCAAAUGAACACAUAAAAAGACACUGAAGUAUAUCAUGUGAUUGGUUAUGAGAAGAAUGGGAUUAUUAUUAAGAAACUAAAGCCUUACCCCCGAAACAUACAGAAUCUAAUGUCAUUGCCAUAAACUGCCACAGGGAAGUGACAAUAUAUGGACAGUGGUGAAAUAAUGUAGAGCCAAAUGAAAGAUAUUUAUGAAUAGAGAAAGUUGUGCUCAUCACUAAACAAUAUUAAACCAUUACGUUAAU
Molecule: messenger RNA, 2089 nt
Organism: Xenopus tropicalis (tropical clawed frog)
Lineage: Eukaryota; Metazoa; Chordata; Amphibia; Anura; Pipidae
Product: sodium-coupled monocarboxylate transporter 1
Exons: 15
Coding region: 32-1852 (606 amino acids)
Biological process (GO): transmembrane transport; sodium ion transmembrane transport
Cellular component (GO): plasma membrane; membrane
Molecular function (GO): transmembrane transporter activity
Source: RefSeq, a predicted model, not a curated record